AUGCUAUAGAAACUAUCAGCUUUACCCACUACACACGGAAACGAUACCAAAAACGAUGUGCUCCCUCGACAAGCGCGGCCGCGUCUUUGUCCUUACCCUCACCGGCGACGGCGAGCAUCGCCUCGGCCACGAUCUCAUCGCCGCCAUCCGAUCCACCCUCGCCCGGGUCCGCGUCGAGUCGGCCGCCAUCCGCGGUGCCGCCCUCGUCACCGCCGCCGAGGGCCGUUUCUUCUCCAACGGUUUCGACCUCGCCUGGGCCAACUCUGCCGGAUCCCCUUCCGCCGCCCGCGAGCGGCUCGGCUCCCUCGUUGCCCUCUUCAGACCGAUCGUGGCGGACAUGAUGUCCCUCCCGAUGCCGACGAUCGCCGCCGUGACCGGUCACGCCGCCGCCGCGGGGUUUAUGCUGGCGAUCUGCCAUGACUACGUCGCGAUGAGGGGCGAUCGUGGGUUUUUAUAUAUGAGCGAGCUCGACAUCGGCCUGCCGUUCCCCCCUUACUUCAUGGCGCUGAUGCGGGCCAAGAUCGGGGAUCCGAGGGCGCUGCGGGAUGUGGUGCUGCGGGCGGCGAAGAUUCCGGCGACGGAGGCGAAGGAGAAGGGACUCGUCGAUUGGGUGCACGGCAACGCCGCCGAGACGAUGGAGGCGGCGGUGAGGAUGGGGGAGGAGCUGGCGGCGAGGAAAUGGAACGGAAGUGUUUACGCGUCGAUCCGGAUGGGGACGUUCCAGAAGCUCUGUAGCGCGGUGGGGCUCACGGAGGAGGGCGACGAGGAAAAGAUGAAGAUCGUCGCCCCGAAGCUCUGAAAUCCUGCGACUCGGAUCGUAAAGAUGAUGGAUGCGGUCUUGUGUUUGGGGGAACCACUCGAUUGAGCGGGCAAAGUGAAAUAAAGACUGCGAACCUCUUUGAUUUUUGUUGGAUGGGAAAUGAUUGGGCAUGGAUAACGCCGAUAUCUCUAAACAAGUGACGCAAAACGUUAUUUACUGUUUUAUUAUCUUUAAUCUAUCUUUGUUUCUUAAUGUUAUUUCUAUGGUUAAAUAUCAGUUUGAUUCUGUCGAA
Messenger RNA from Elaeis guineensis (African oil palm), 1052 nucleotides. Its product is annotated as enoyl-CoA delta isomerase 2, peroxisomal. Lineage: Eukaryota; Viridiplantae; Streptophyta; Magnoliopsida; Arecales; Arecaceae. Gene Ontology annotation, cellular component: peroxisome. Gene Ontology annotation, biological process: fatty acid beta-oxidation. Gene Ontology annotation, molecular function: delta(3)-delta(2)-enoyl-CoA isomerase activity. The record is from RefSeq and is a predicted model, not a curated record.